Messenger RNA from Rubroshorea leprosula, 2900 nucleotides. NCBI's taxonomy places the organism in Eukaryota, Viridiplantae, Streptophyta, Magnoliopsida, Malvales, Dipterocarpaceae. The record is from the annotation of a GenBank genome assembly.
AAGAAAAACAAAGGAGCUUCAAUGUUCGUUUGAGAUCGAUCCAUUUUUUUCUUCUCCUCUCCACUUUCACCUUCAACGAAGAUCGAUUCAAUGGCGAGUGGUAGUGAAGCGUGUUGUUCGACGCAGCUUAUUGACGGAGAUGGUGCGUUCAAUGAUGCUGGAAUUGAACAUUUCAUAAAGGAGGUUAAACUCGCAGAAUGCGGACUGUCAUACGCUGUAGUCUCCAUCAUGGGACCGCAGAGUAGCGGUAAAAGCACGUUAUUAAAUCAUUUGUUUGGUACCAAUUUCAGGGAAAUGGAUGCCUUUAAAGGAAGGUCUCAAACCACAAAAGGUAUUUGGAUGGCAAAAUGUGCUGGUAUGGAGCCUUGCACUCUAGUAAUGGACUUGGAGGGCACUGAUGGAAGAGAACGUGGAGAGGAUGACACAGCUUUUGAGAAGCAAAGUUCCCUUUUUGCACUGGCAGUUUCAGAUAUAGUGCUAAUAAACAUGUGGUGUCAUGAUAUUGGUCGGGAGCAAGCUGCAAAUAAGCCUCUUUUGAAGACUGUAUUCCAGGUCAUGAUGCGAUUGUUUAGUCCACGUAAAACAACUUUGAUGUUUGUCAUACGUGAUAAAACAAGGGUGGAACCUGUUCUUAGAGAAGACAUUCAGAAGAUAUGGGACUCGGUUCCUAAGCCUGAAGCCCACAGGGAAACUCCACUAAGUGAAUUUUUCAAUGUUGAAGUUGUUGCACUUUCUAGUUUUGAAGAGAAAGAAGAUCAAUUCAGAGAGCAGGUUGCUAAUUUGAGGCAACGAUUCCACCACUCCAUUGCGCCUGGUGGGCUUGCUGGAGACAGAAGAGGAGUUGUACCUGCUUCAGGAUUUUCAUUUAGUGCACAGCAAAUCUGGAAAGUCAUCAAGGAGAAUAAGGACCUUGACCUUCCAGCACACAAGGUCAUGGUGGCUACUGUACGUUGUGAAGAAAUUGCUAAUGAAAAAUAUGCUGCUUUCACUAAAAACGAGGAUUGGUGUCAGUUGGAAGAGACUGUAAAGUCCGAACCAGUUGCUGGGUUUGGGAAGAAGCUCAGUUCAAUUCUCAACACCACCUUAUCAGAGUAUGAUGUAGAAGCAACGUAUUUUGAUGAAGGUGUCAGAUCUUCAAAACGAAAGCAGCUUGAAGAAAAACUGCUGCAACUUGUCCAACUGGCAUACCAGUCCAUGGUAGGACAUAUAAGAUCUGGAACUUUUGAUAAAUUCAAGGAGGCAUUUGAUAAAGCUUUGAAUGGAGGGGAAGCAUUUUCUGUGGCUGCUUGUAGUUGCACUGAAAAUCAUAUGGCUUUGUUUGAUGAAAAAAGCGCAGAUGCUAUUGUUGAACUGGCAAACUGGGAUUCAUCUAAAGCAAGGGAUAAGCUUCGUCGUGAUAUAGAUGCACACGUUGCUUCUGUCCGUGCUGCCAAGCUUUUAGAACUUACUUCAUCAUAUGAGGCAAAACUGAAUGAUGCACUAUCAGCACCAGUUGAAGCGAUUCUAGAUGAAGCUAAUAAAGAGACCUGGCCAGCAAUAAGGAAACUACUUUUGCGUGAAACUGAAUCAGCUGUCUCUGGGCUUUCCAGUGCACUUUCUGGUUUCAACUUGGAUGAACAAACAAAAGACAAGAUGCUAACAAGUCUGAAGGAUCAUGCAAGGGGUGUGGUUGAAGGAAAAGCAAAGGAAGAAGCUGGAAGAGUCCUGAUCAGAAUGAAGGAUAGGUUUUCGAUGCUGUUUAGCCAUGAUUCGGAUUCAAUGCCACGUGUUUGGACUGGGAAGGAAGACAUUCGAGCCAUCACUAAAACAGCCCGCAGUGCAUCCUUGAAGUUGCUCUCUGUUAUGGCUGUAAUCCGCUUGGAUGAUGCUGGUGAUAAUAUUGAGAAUAUACUAUCCCUUGCCCUGGUAGAUACCAAGAAUAAUGCUGCUGAUAAGAGCAUUACAACUACUGAUCCACUGGCCGCAAGCACUUGGGAGCAGGUUCCACCCUCAAAAACAUUGAUCACACCUUUCCAGUGCAAGUCUUUGUGGAGACAAUUCAAGGCAGAGACAGAGUACAGUGUCACUCAGGCCAUUUCUGCUCAGGAAGCCAACAGACGCAAUAACAACUGGUUACCACCUCCAUGGGCAAUUCUUGCAUUGAUUGUCCUGGGAUUCAAUGAAUUUAUGACACUUCUCAGGAACCCUUUAUAUCUGCUUCUUAUCUUUAUAGGUUAUCUACUGGUCAAGGCCCUGUGGGUGCAGCUAGACAUUUCGGGUGAAUUCCAAAAUGGCGCUCUUCCUGGGCUCAUUUCCUUGUCAACUAAGUUCCUUCCCACGAUUAUGAAUCUGCUCAAAAAACUAGCAGAAGAGGGAGCAAAUCCUGCUACUAAUGCUCCUCAGAGAAACCCAGCAACAAAGAGCUCCAAACAUGGAAGCAGAAGUGAUUUGUCAUCAAUUGCUUCAUCUACAGUAAAUUCAUCCGAAAAUGAUACUGGAUACUCAAGUCUCUCCAAAGACGAUUAGCCAUAACGCGACCUGAGAUGCUUUAACAAAGCAUUCCAUUUUUUGCUCUUUCUGAUCUGCUUGAUUGCUUCUUGCAUUUAUGGUUAGGGUGUCUUAAGUUUAUGGUCCACAAAAUUUGAUUCCCACAAGCUCGUGAGAGUUACGUCUCUUGAAGGCAUUGAUUUUUGUGCAAGAUGCCGCAUACGGCCCACAGGUUUCUAGUAAAAGAGUCCAAUUGAAUAGCCUCUUAUAUAUCAGUCUAGGGUUUAACCUUAUUUGUUUGUUUCAUAAUCCAUGAGGGAUUCCUACAUGCUAUUACCAUGGCUUUGGGUUGAGUUUAUGCCAGUUUGUGACCGAUUUUGUGUGGUGAGUAUUGUAAUGAGUUCUCAUUUUUGUGCAAAACACAAAUUAUUUAU